Messenger RNA from Megalobrama amblycephala (Wuchang bream), 1686 nucleotides. RefSeq names its product transmembrane ascorbate-dependent reductase CYB561 (gene cyb561). Gene Ontology annotation, molecular function: oxidoreductase activity. The record is from RefSeq and is a predicted model, not a curated record. The transcript has 6 exons. NCBI's taxonomy places the organism in Eukaryota, Metazoa, Chordata, Actinopteri, Cypriniformes, Xenocyprididae. Gene Ontology annotation, cellular component: lysosomal membrane. The coding region runs from base 286 to 1047 and encodes 253 amino acids.
CCAGUAGUGAUAGCGUGGGGGGCGUGGCCCAAAAUCUGCCCGUCAACUUCCAAGUGCGUCAAGCGAACCGUGAGCUCCCACAGAAGUUAUAUGUUAAACGUCAGUCAGGCCCGUGAAUCGUGCGUUUAAAUCAGCAGAGACUUCGAUAGAGAGAAGACCAGAUACAUUUUGAUAGUAGGUUACAAAACCCCUCCGAGCUAUAAGGAUCUUGUGAUUCUAGUCCAAAAUACCCAAUAAUAAAAACGCCCUUUCUUCCUCCGGCUGUCUGGAGACGUGGCGCAGGAAAUGGAGCGUAUGCCGCUGAGCAUGGGCGGCUUGCGGAUGCUGCCGUGGUACGUGGUGUGUUCUCAGGUGCUGGGGGUUGCAUGUGUGGUGAUCACAGGCGUGUGGUUGGGACAUUACCGGGGAGGCUAUGCCUGGGACGGCUCAGCACAAGAGUUUAAUGUCCACCCUCUUUGUAUGGUCCUCGGCCUGGUCUUCCUCUAUGGAGAUGCGGUUCUGGUUUACCGUGUCUUUAGAAACGAGACUAAACGUUCUGUGAAAAUUCUCCACGCUCUGCUGCAUAUGAUGGCCCUCAUCAUCAGUAUUGUGGGUCUUGUGGCCGCUUUUGAUUUCCAUUCAUCGGCCAAGAUCCCUCACAUGUAUUCUCUGCACAGCUGGUGUGGCAUGCUCACGUUUGUGCUGUUUUUCCUGCAGUGGUUACUGGGACUGGGAUUUUUCCUUUUCCCAUGGGCAUCUGCUCAGCUGAGGAGCUGGUAUCUCCCUCUGCACGUCUUCUUCGGCCUGCUGCUGCUGGCCAUGUCUGUGGGAUCCUGUCUGCUGGGAAUCACAGAGAAACUGCUCUUCAAUAUCAUGUCAACUUACUCCAAGUUUGCUGCUGAGGGGGUCCUGGCAAAUAUUUUAGGCUUGUUCCUGGUGUGCUUCGGGGUCGUGGUGGGUUACGUGGUGACGAAAGAAGAUUUUAGGCGACCGCCGAAUCCUGAGGAGGAGGCUCUAUCCGUGCACUUUAAGACCCUGUCGGAAGGAGAAAUCCCCAGUUCUCCUUAAUGUCUCAAUAUACUCCAACAACUGCCUUUUUGCACUUUCUACCUGUGUCUUAGCAAACCUGUCAGCCAGUUCCUCCAUUUGCAGUCUUCGUAUUCUAUGAAUGUCAUAUGAGAGCAGGAUUAAAUUACCACCAUAAAAACCUAUUAUGCUACUGUUAUUAUUAUUGGAGUUAAUUAAGUGUCAUAUACAUUUUUGAAAUUCGUUGUUUCAGGGUUAGGUCAUUUCUAAUUGUGCCAAAUCAAAUGAACAUGAAAGAAAUAUUGAUAUAUUGUGUCUUUAAAUGCAUUAGAUUAUUUAAAAUAUCAGGAUGUACUUUGUGCCUUUGAAUUUAUUUGACCAGACUGUGCUAAAAAAACCCUGAAAUCCUCUUUUGAUAAUUAGAAUCAGAGGACACAGCUGCAAAUGUUUUCUUACAGGCUUUUACAGCAAGUUUGUUUUGUAUUACUUAUCAUUUGUAGGUGCCCUUGUACUGUAUUUUUGUUUGCAUGUUUGUAUUGUGUAGUGGUAAAAUCUCUAUCACUGUUUUCUAUUCGAUAUAAUAUAUCAGUAUGUGUUCAUAAUGCUUGCUUUACAAGUUCAGCUGUGAUUAAGGAUGUACAGUAAACCAAGUUUUUAACUGAAAUAAAUAAUGAGAAAUAA